Molecule: messenger RNA, 553 nt
Organism: Nicotiana attenuata
Lineage: Eukaryota; Viridiplantae; Streptophyta; Magnoliopsida; Solanales; Solanaceae
Product: peroxidase 12-like
Exons: 2
Coding region: 59-394 (111 amino acids)
Biological process (GO): response to oxidative stress
Cellular component (GO): plant-type cell wall; plasmodesma
Molecular function (GO): peroxidase activity; heme binding
Source: RefSeq, a predicted model, not a curated record
GUCCUGCUGUUUUUGUAUCAAUUUAGCUAACCAAUAUAGAAAGAGACAGCAGCGCGCUAUGGUGUCAACUACUUCAAGUUUUCUACUUCUUGUUCUUGUUUCUUCUUCCUUGUUUGUAGCAAAAGCUCAGAUACCUGCUCCAGUUAAAGGUCUUUCAUGGAGAUUUUAUGAAACUAGUUGCCCUCAGCUUGAAUCCAUUAUUAGGAAGAGGCUUGAAAAACAGAUCAAGGAUGAUGUUGGCCAAGCUGCCGGUUUACUUCGCCUUCAUUUCCAUGAUUGCUUUGUUCAGGGAUGUGAUAGUUCAGUGUUGCUAGAUGGAUCAGCAGGAGGGCCAAGUGAGCAGACUGCAAUUCCUAAAUUUGACACUAAGAAAGAAGUCAUUCAAGAUCAUUGAUGAUCUUAGGAAAAGGGUUCACGAUGCAUGUGGGCAAGUUGUGUCUUGCUCUGACAUUACAGCCAUUGCUGCUAGGGAUUCCGUUGUCUUGGUAAGACCAAAACUCCCAUUUAGUCCUUGUUGUCUUGGUUUAGAUCGUGUUAGUUUACUAUGCAGAUA